AUGGCUGAAGUUUUGGAGGCUCAAUCGUCUCAGGGUUCAGCUCCAUUCAUUCCUCCGGCAUCAGGAAGCUUUGUGUCGGGCGAAGAGAAGGCCGCGAUGAUUCAGAAGGUGAAACAAGAAGUGAAACGGCUAAUGGAGGAAGCCGUCACUAGAAAGUUCAUCCAUGAGGAUAGUUCGUCUGUCCGCAGUUUAUGUGCGGUUGUGGAUUCGUGUUUGGUUCACAAACUAAAGAAAGGAGUGUUGAGCUCUUUCAGUAUCGGAGGACUGUGGAAUUCACCAAAUAAUAAUCAAGGAAAAUCUGAAUGCUCGGCAAGUCUAAGCUUAGUUUCAAAGCUCUGCAAGCAGCUACCUGAUUCAGAAAUCAAGCAGCAACUCAGUGAUAUACUAGGCCAAGUUCAAGACAAACAGAAUGCUUACAAGAUCAUGAUGAAGAAUUCGAAUGGUCAGAAUGGAGCGGGAUCUGUUUCAUGGUCUAUCCAAGAGUUUCCGUCCGAGCGGGCUCUCAAAUUUCUGUGGAUGCGUUUGUCUCUCUUUUCUGGAAUUUUGGAUCGUGUAAUAGAUUUCAUCUGCAAAGAAUCCAGCAAAUACUACGACAAAGAAUCAUUCAUGUGUGAUCCAGUAGUUACAACUCUGCUGAUUUCGCUAAUGGUGGGACCUUGUUCGCUUGACUAUUCAAAAGCUAAAACUCCAGAUCAUCUUUGGACAGAUCCUCAUGCUGAAGAAUUAGUGUUGAAACACAGAAUACAUUCAGAUAUAGGCUACACAUCUUCCCAAUUUCCGAUGGACAGUUCGAGUCCAAAAGGCGGCAACUCGGACGCAAGACGCGCUCUCUUCUCAAGCAGCUUUAAAUCGCCCAAACCAGCGUUAACUAACAUUGAAACAGGUGGUCACAAGUUGGACGACACCAACAGCAGUCGCUCUCAGGUCUCUCCAGCUGCUGCACCUCAACUGAGCGUAGACAGCAUAUCUCCAAUCUCACUGGCCCACUCGCCGAAGGACUACGUCGACUCACUGCACCAGAACAACAAAGAGACACUCAUCUACGGCAAGAACAAUGUCAAAGUCCAACCUACGAGUGAGUUGGAACCGAUGUUGGGGUACCUGUCUCUGCACCAGUCUACUGCUUCGCCCACUAUAGUGGCGGCUGCGGUAGCCGCCAGAAAAGCGGGCAAGGACUUAAAUAACUCAGCCUACUCAACUUCAGCAGCAGCAGGAGUCAAACAGGUGUGCUGGCUACAGUUGCAGUGGACACCGAAUGAUGUCAUGAGUCCAGUGCCCGUUCAGAUAUCUGCGGCGACAAUUCAGUCGUCAGAAUAUUCUAGAAUAACUAAGGCUGCCAGUACAGAAUUGCCUCAUGUGAAUGGCGUGAAAAACAACCAAGAGCCGAACUUAACGAGAGAUGAAAAAGGAAAUCAUGCAUCGUCAUCGUCUACUGGGAAAGUCGCAAACGAGGGUUCAGUUUGGACAGGGUCCAACCACGGAAUAGACAGAGAUGCCCUGUGGAAGUAUGCCAUGAGUGUGGACAUGCGAGACAUUCUCUAUCUGCACUGCCAUCAAAUGUCGGCUUCUAAAAAGGAUUCGCGUCCUGUAACUUCGAAUUCGCACGAUUCGUCGCAAUUUCACACAGUUUCUUCAACUGUUACUGACCAAUCAAGCGACACAUGUGCGAAAAAUAGUGAUUUACACGAACUGUCAAGUUCAAAAGGCAGCAGUGUUUCGAAAAGGAGAAGCACAAGCGAAGUCGAAGAUGAUGAGGAUGGGGACGUUUUGGUUCUGGUUGGCCAUGACGGGGUGUCCCUACCCCCCAUCACCUUCCCCCCAUCUUCCCAGCCGGGGGGACAUUUGCUAUCCUUUUUGUCGUGUCUGGAGAACGCACUAUCACCUCAUGCGAUAUUAGAGCCGCCUCUUUGGCUGCAUCGAAGCAAGGGAAAGGUGUUUCCGCGUCUGUUUCACUCCAAUGACAAUGGAGGAUCUCUGAAUGAGAAUGGCCAAUCAGAUUGCAGCAUUGCAGAUAAAUCGAACCUAUCAGAAGAGCGAGAAAGGGAACUGAAUGUUGGUACAAUAACUGCUAAAUGCAAUGAGACCUCAUCUGGAACGUCUCCGAAGCGAAGGCCAUUUGAAAAGUACAUUCUGAGUGUAAGUCUGAGCAAUCCGAUUGGAGAAUUGGUCUCGUCUUCGAAACUGUUUGCCGAGUCAAUCGGCAAAAAUGAAAACAGUAGUGAACGAAAAUCGGAAAAGUUAGCGAAAAGUAGCUCGGAAGGCGACGCUGACGCAAAACUUAACGAAGCAAUGGCUGCCGCAGCAGCAGCUAAAGAAAAAAAAUUAGUGGAGAGCCGAGACUUCGUCUUCCGAAUAAUCCACCAGCACGGGAACUUCUCGCCUGUUAGUGUGUAUUCAGGGAGUGCUGCAAACGAGACUGCAUCCAGCAUGACUACGGCGGCAUCUUCAUCGGGCGGAGAGGCGCCACUAUUCGUGUCAUCCAUAAUCUCACACUUCAGUUUCAGCCACAGUGCGAUUAUGAGACAGAAAAACUUACUGCGAGAAGCAGCGAACAUGACUGUUGAAAAGGAGCCCAGGCCCAAAUUGCAACAUCAGCCAGUAGAUAUAGACUCAAAUGCAGUGACAGCUGUGAAUGAGGUUGGAAGCGAGAGUAAGAGGGGAUCAGAAGAAGGAGACUGCGUGGAUCUACUACUGAUCGAAGGCAUGUCUUUGAAUGACCCAAUGAUGAUGCUGCGAAAUGACAAGGAAAACAUUGAGAAAUUGUGUCUGUCAAUGAGACGACAAAUCAUGGCCAGAGCUUUCUACGGGUGGCUGACUUAUGUGCGUCAUCUGAAGACAGUGCGAGUACAUCUAUCUGGUCUGGUAUCAGCAGCCCCUUCAACCUCCACAUUUUCACAGACCAGUUCUGCUUCACAAAUCCACACCAACACAACAGAGAUGCAGAAACAGCCUGUCAGAGAGAGGAAAGUGUCAGAGUCGGAGGCUGCUCAGAAAAAGUGGCUACAUGACCUGGCAAUGUAUAAAGGAGGACUGACGGUGCAAAUGUGGAACGAAUGGGAUUCGGAGCAUAAGCUGGGGAGCAAUUGUGGUGAAAUCUUGAGGUAUGUCUACUAUGGGGGCAUGGAGCACACUUUGAGGUCCAUAGUAUGGCUGUACCUUCUGGGCCAUUAUCCUCUGGACGACUUGAAAGGCACCAAAGAGCAGCGCAGUUCAAUUGACUCAGCCACUGCAGAGAAAUACGCACAAGUGGUGACUGAGUGGCAAAUAGCUGAAGUAGAAUUCAAUGAUGCCAAAACCAAACCAACAACAGUCAGCAGUUGUAGCGGUUCAACCGCGGGUUCUACCUCACCCGAAGAGACGACCUUAGUCAACGACAUCAACAACCAGCAAACUGAGUUGGCGGAACACGCGAAGACUGAUUCCAAAUACGACUCACUAGAAAACAUCCCGGAAGAAGACGAGGAGCCGUCUCAGAGUUCGCCGGAGGAAGAUAGAGACGGCACUAAUAGCACUACAGAGGAACCCGAUUCAACAAAAGAGGGUCUAUGCAAUGACAGGAGUGAAGAGGAAGAGAAAACUGAUGAAAGCCAAUGCAAUGAAUAUACUGCUGAUGAUUCUACCAGUUACUCCAAUGGAGCUGCUGUAAAUCAGAAUCAUGACCCGGAAGUGUUGGCGGCACUGGGCUUGAACUUGCACCGGAUAGACAAGGACGUGGCGAGGUGUGACCGCAACAACGUCUACUUCGCCGAGAAACACAACCUCGACAAACUCAGACGCAUAAUGUGCAGUUACGUGUGGGAGAAUCUGGACGUGGGUUAUGUGCAGGGCAUGUGUGACAUUGUAGCUCCGCUUCUAGUCAUAUUCGACGACGAGAGCAAGACGUAUGCAGCCUUUUCACUGCUGAUGGUUCGCAUGCGAGAGAACUUCCCCCAGGGUAGGGCCAUGGACCAGCACUUCUCCAACAUGCGAGCACUGCUCCAGAUUCUCGACCCGCAGUUGUUUGAGCACAUGCAGCAGCACGGGGACUACACUCACUUCUACUUCUGUUACAGAUGGUUCCUCUUAGACUUCAAGAGGGAACUUAAGUACCAUCAGGUGUUUUGGCUGUGGGAGACUAUCUGGGCCGCCUCCCGUCUCGGUCCCCCGGGGGGCACUGAGCACUUCGUCCUGUUCGUGGCACUCGCCCUCCUCAAAAUGUAUCGCAAGAUCAUCAUCAACUACAAAAUGGAUUUCACAGAUAUCAUCAAGUUCUUCAACGAAAUGGCUGAAUGUCACAACGUGGAAGAUGUCCUCCUGAUUGCACGAGAUUUAGUCAUGCAGCUCCAUGCUAUGCUGGAAAACAAAUGAAAAUGGACAAAUUGAGAAAACAUAUUUACAUUGUGUCAAACAGAUUAUCUAUCCUAAGUUGAGAGUUCUAAAUUUUGUAUUUUGUCUGUAACUUUGAGAAUUGUUUAAAUAAGAAUGCGAAUAUUAUUACUUUUGAUUAGAAAUAAAUGUUUAGCUAAUAAUGUGGUGCAAUAUUACUAUUAUUUUACAUAGUUUAAAUGUCAAUAUUUCUCCCU
Messenger RNA from Symsagittifera roscoffensis, 4562 nucleotides. Its product is annotated as small G protein signaling modulator 2-like. Gene Ontology annotation, molecular function: GTPase activator activity. The transcript is spliced from 23 exons. The coding region runs from base 1 to 4347 and encodes 1448 amino acids. Gene Ontology annotation, biological process: activation of GTPase activity. NCBI's taxonomy places the organism in Eukaryota, Metazoa, Xenacoelomorpha, Acoela, Convolutidae. The record is from RefSeq and is a predicted model, not a curated record.